This is a messenger RNA of Myotis brandtii (Brandt's bat), 4192 nucleotides long. It is a transcript of the gene SFI1, whose product is annotated as SFI1 centrin binding protein. Lineage: Eukaryota; Metazoa; Chordata; Mammalia; Chiroptera; Vespertilionidae. Bases 329 to 4192 code for a protein of 1287 amino acids. The record is from RefSeq and is a predicted model, not a curated record. Gene Ontology annotation, molecular function: phosphatase binding. The transcript has 31 exons.
GGUGAUGGACGUCCCGGCCAGCGUGGCCCCGCGGGCGGAGGGCGGAGGCGUGUCCGCGCCCCGGGAGGUUGCUGGUUCGGUUCCGGGCCGGCACGUACCUGGGUCGCGGGUUCGUCCCCCGCUGGGGUAACGGGGAGGCAGCCAAAGGCUGUUUCUGUCUUUCUCUUCCGUCCUCUCUCAAAAAUACACCCCCUCCUUUUCUUCUUUUUUCCUUGUAGUUAGAAGAGAAAAUAAAAGGCUUUGACUCAUGAAGAAUCUGCUCACUCAGAAGAGUGUAUAUCAAGCCCCUGGUUGAAUUUCCAUUAAAAAAAAAGAGAUUAAGUGGAGAAUGGAGAGGAAGGUUGACUCCAGGUCUUUUAGGGAUGGUGCAGUUAAGAAAUUUUAUUCUCCAAAGAUACUGUCCAACAAGAAGUCUUCUGCCUUCCCUGGGAUCCGGAGUGCGAUACCUCGUUCCGGCCAUCCAGGGCACCACGCUCAGACCCAAAGGGGUCGGUUAAAAGAAUUGCGCCUCAGAUGUGUGGCCAGGAAGUUCUUGUAUUUGUGGAUUCGAAAAACUUUUGGAAGAGUAUUUCCCUCAAAAGCCAGGUGUUACUAUAAGCAAAGGGUGCUCCGGAAGGUCUUUGAAGAAUGGAAAGGAGAGUGGUGGGUUUCCCAGCGGGAGUGGAAGCUCUGUGUUCGAGCAGACUGUUACUACAGGUAUUACUUGUACAGCCUGAUGUUCCAGACCUGGAGGACCUACGUGCACCAGCAGCAGGGCAUGAGGAACAAGUACACGAGAGCCGAGAACUACGAUGCAAAGCAAAAGAUGCGACGGGCCUGGAAGUCCUGGUUGAUAUACGUGGUUUUUCGAAGAACCAAAUUUCAGAUGCAGACCACCGCCCUGGAGUUCAGGCAGCAGAGCAUUUUGUGGGCGUGGUGGAGCGAGUGGAGGCGGCAGCUGGGACAGGUCCGGGUGGGACAUGCUCUCUGUGCCUCAGCUGUGAAGCACAGGGCCCUGAGCCUCAAGCUGCAGGCUUGGUCACGGUGGCAGGAACAGCUCCUGCAUGUCCAGAGAGAGAGACAGAAGCUGGUCUGCGCAGUGAAACACCAUCAGCACUGGCAGAAGCGCAGAUGUCUGAAGGCCUGGCUUGACUACCUGCAGGCCCGGAGGGUAAAGAGACAGCAGAAUGAGAUGGCUGAGCGAUUCCACCACGUCACGGUGCUUCAGACGCACUUCUGUGAUUGGCAGUGGGCCUGGCAGUGGAGGCAGAGCUGGCAUGCUCGCCACGCCCGGGUGCAGGCGCUGGCCGGCAGGAUGGCGCUGCGGCGGGCCUUCACUCACUGGAAGCACUACGUGCUGCUGUGUGCAGAGGACGCUGCCCGGUGGAAGGAGGCAGAGGAGCACUGUCGGCACCGCUUGUUGCACUUCUGCUUUAGAGCCCUCAGAGGCAACGUGACCCGCGCCCGCCUCCAGCGCAUGAGAAGGAAUCUCGCUCACCAGCAGCACGACGUCGGGCUGCUGCGCCGGUUCUGGAACCUCUGGCAGUCUCGGAUCGAGCAGAGGGAGGAGAGAGAGCAGCGCCCCUUACUGCAGGCUGCCUGGGACCACCACAGAAGAACAUUGCUACGCAGGUGUGUCAGGUGGUGGUUACAGCGUAUGCAGAAGAGGCGAGACAAGCAGCUGCUACAGGCCAGAGCAGACAGGCACUUCCAGCAGAGAACCCUGCCUGCAGCCUUCCAGGCGUGGAGGAGACUGUGGCGAUGGCGCCUGCAGGAGAGCGUCCUGGAGGCCAGAGCAGCACGCUUCCACAGGGAGACAUUAGAGAAGCAAGUAUUUGCUAUUUGGUGGCAGAAGAUGUUUCGGCAUCAAGAACAUCGCUUGGCAGAGAGAAUGGCUGUCCUUCACGCGGAGCGGCAGCUCCUGUGCAGGUGCUGGUCCACGUGGCACCAGCGGGCGGCAGCACGUCGCCAGGAGCGGCAGUGGCAAGCAGUGGCCCGUGCCCACCACCGCCAGGCGAGGCUCAGGACGGCUUUCUGCACUUGGAGGGAGAGCGCCCGAGGGCUCAGAUCAGAGAAGACGGGCGGGGUGCUGGCGGCAGCGUUCCUCUCAGCGCGGCUCCUGCGCGGGGCCUGGCACCGGUGGAGGGAGUGCCUGACCCUGCGGGGCACCGAGCGGCAGAAGCUGAUGCGCGCAGACCUGCACCACCAGCACACCCUGCUGCACCGGGCGCUGCACACCUGGGGGGCUUACCAGAGCCGCGUGCGGAGCGUCCUUCAAGAGGUGGCGGCCAGGGAGAGCCAGCACCAGAGGCAGCUGCUGUGGUGUGUGUUACGUCGCUGGAGGGAGAAUGCAGCGGCCUGCAUGGAGGAAGGAAGGAAAACCUCUCGAGCGAGGGCUCACUACCAAAGGGGCCUGUGCCUCAAGGUCUUGACCCGGUGGCGGGAGGCCGCGGCGGUGCAGAUCUACCGCCGGCAGCAGGCGGACUGUGCCCUCCGGGAGGCCCAGCGGGUGCUGGCGAGGGGCUGUCUCAGGACCUGGUUUCGGCGCUGGCGGGCCCGGGGCCAGAGGGUAGCCCAACAGCGAGCCCAGCUGGAGAGGGCGGCGCGGCAUUACCGUCGGCAGCUUCUGCUGCAGGGCCUGGCCUGCUGGAAAGUGCACCACCUGGGCUGCGUCAGGAAGCGGCUGCUGCAGAGGCGGGGCGCCCAGCUCCGGGCCCAGACACUCAGCCGGUCCUGCUUCCGCCAGUGGCGACACCAGCUAGAGAACAGGCGGCAGGAGCAGCGGGACACAGCUCGGGCCCUGUGGCUCUGGGCCUUCUCUCUUCAGGCAAAGGUGUGGGCUGCGUGGCUGGGCUUCGUGCUGGAGAGGAGGAGGAAGAAGGCGAGGCUGGAGCGGGCGGUGCAGGCCUACCACCAGCAGCUCCUCCAGGAGGGCGCUACCUGCCUCCUGCGGUUCACAGCGGACAUGAAGGCCCUCCGGCAGCAGCUGCAUGCCCAGCAGCAGGUGCAGGUGGCCCACAGCCUCCACCGGGCAGUCCACCGCUGUGCCAUGCUCUGGAAACAGAAGGUGCUGGGCCCCGGCCGGGCGCCUCCCCCCACCUCCACUCUGCCCAGCAGGAGAGUGACAUUCAGGGGCCCCCUUCCCGACCACAUCAGCGCUGCUGCUGGAGAUGCCGCCCCGGAGACCAGGAGGCCUCGAGCCCCUCGCAGGCCACAGGGCACUCUGGGUAGCCUGGCCCUGGAUGCCGGGGACCCCCCCCUCCUGGAGCUCAGAGCCGUCCGCUCCGCAAGGAAGCAGCCACGACGUCCUAACUUCUUGCUGGAGCCCUUGCAGAGCCAGAGGCCCCUGGGGGGUGGCAGCCUCGGGGGACAAGGGUCUGAGACGCCGAGGGAGCGAGACCUAGGCCUGGCCCCGCCCACAGGCUCUUCCCUGACGAGGCCCUUCUCGGAAAAGGCCCAGACAGUCCUGGUCCCAAGCAGCGCCAUGCCCCAGCCUGGGGCCCUGCCAAGUGCCUCUGGCCUGAAGUUGGUGCCCAUGGCGAGUACAGGCCCGCAGUUGCUGCCCCCUUCCUCCUUCAUGCCCUGUGGGGUGGGCGCACCCACCGAGGCAUCAGCAUGGCUGACCUCCCCUGGCCUUAUGCCCCAGGCCCCUCUAUCCCUGGCCAGUGUCCCCGACCCCCAUCUGCUCCUUCCUGAGGCCCUCACAGGUGGGCCUGGCUCUGAAACUGCAGGUGUGCACCUGAGGUCUGUCAGCGCCUGGGUCCCCUCCAUUCAGCCUGGGCCCAGCUGGGAGCGUGGUCAAGAUCAAGUUCAUUGUCCUGUUGCCCUGGGCCACAGCGACCUGGAGGCUGAGCUUGAGAGCAUCCAGCGGCAAUUGCAGGACUACCAGAGCAUGAAGCAGAGCCUCCGGUCCUACCAGCGGCAAGCGAGCAGCCUGCGCCGGUGGCUGGAGCUGAGCCGGGAGGAGCCCAGGCCCGAGGACCAGGAAGCUGAGCAGCAGGUGCAGGAAGAGCUGCAGGAGGUGAGGUCCCCGGCCCCCCUGGGAGGGGCUCUGGCUGUGCUUCCUCUCAGCACGGCCGUCCCUCCCUGCCCGCAGGUGGAGCUGCAGGCCCAGCAACUGGGAGCAGAGGUGAGCAGAGGGGAUGACGUAGGUCUUGGGCAGGACCGGGCUCUGGCCUCGCCCGCACCUCUGGGACAGCAGGAGCAGAAGUGA